AUGUCACUCAGCUCAGAUGACGAGGACGAUAUCCUCUCAGACGCCCAAUCAGCCAGUUCUUCCGGAGAAGACGAAGAUUCUCCCCCACGGCAAUUGUCGCAGAAUCUGUUUGCGCCUCCGUUUUAUGGGCGACCUCCAACGCCUUUGCCCCCUUCACCCUCGCUCACAUCUCUUCUACGCCCUUCACGGCCAACAACACCAGACGCAUCUGAUGACGAUGCAAUCGCGCCUGUGCCUAGAGCCGCGCCAAAGGUGCCGACGUACGAAUACUACGGCUUUGUGCUGUAUCUCUUCAGCAGUCUGACAUUCCUCAUCUACCUCCUCUGGGGUUAUCUCCCUUCACCAUUUCUGCACGCCCUGGGGAUAAACUACUAUCCCAACCGGUGGUGGGCGCUCGCCAUACCGGCUUUCAUCGUCAUGACAGUGGUGUACAUCUACGUAGCUCUCGCUGCGUUCAAUACAGAGAUGCUGACAGUGCCACUAUCCAGUGUUGAGACUGUCGUGGAUGGGGCGGGUAAGUUGGCGGAGAUUGACGCGAAGGGAAGAUUGAGGGGGAGUCGCAAUAGGGAGAGAAGGGUGCAUGGAGAUGGGAGAUUGAGAUGGAGGGAGAUUUGGAGCGAGGGAACGGAUGCGGUGAUGGAUAUUCCGCUGGCGGGCGUUUGCGAGGUCUUGUAUGGAGAGGGAAGAGAGGAUGGUGAAGAUGUGUAUGUAGAUGAUGAGAUGUGA
This is a messenger RNA of Fusarium mangiferae, 726 nucleotides long. RefSeq names its product related to pigp_human. Bases 1 to 726 code for a protein of 241 amino acids. The transcript has a single exon. NCBI's taxonomy places the organism in Eukaryota, Fungi, Ascomycota, Sordariomycetes, Hypocreales, Nectriaceae. The record is from RefSeq and is a predicted model, not a curated record.